AUGAAGGGCUGGACAUUCACACAUGGGGGUUACCCUCAGGCACUUCAAGAGUCUGAUCUGCCUGAAGACACAUCACCGCUCAAACCAACACAGGUGCGCGUCAAAGUCAAGGCCGCAUCAGUCAAUCCCAUCGAUGCUCAAUUAAUGGGUUUCCCCCUCUUGGGAUCCCUCCCAAAUUUUGUUCUCCCCGCCAACAAGGGCGUGGGCGAGGACUUUUCGGGCGUCGUGGAGCAAGCCGGCGCAAAGUCUGGAUUCAAGCCCGGAGACGCCGUGUUUGGCAUCGUUUACUUCUUCCCUUCCGGCAGUCUCACCGAGACCAUCACGGUAGACACCAACAGCCCCGGGAAAUCCAUUGUGCUCCACAAACCUAUUGACUGGUCUUUUGAGGAGGCUGCCGCGGUCCCCCUGGUAUGGCUCACUGCGCAGACGACUAUUGACGCAGUUGGACCAUGGAUGAAGAACAAAAAGCUUGCCGUUCUAGGUGGCAGCUCUAGCUGUGGCAUGUACGUCAGCUAUAUUGCCAAGCAGCGCGGGUGGAAGGUGAUUGCGUCUUGCUCAGGCGCAAAGGCAGAUUUUGCUCGCAGUAUGGGAGCGGAUGAGAUCAUUGACUACACAACGACGAGUGUGCCGGAAAAGAUCAAGGAAUUUGGACCCGAUGCCAUCAUUGAUUGUGUCGGAGGACCGGACUGCGUUCAGCUCGCCAAGAGAUAUGUCACCGUUGUCGGCGACAAGACGUCUACCGAUAGGCUGGGCAUGGGUGGACGAUAUACAUACAUGUUCAAUCCUCAGAUGUUUGGCCGCGCUGUGAUGGGCAGGAUAGGAUUUGGCUCUUCAUACACUUGCAUCAACCUCGUGUACAAGGACAGCUACCUCAAGGAAGCUCUCGAUCUUCCUAAAGAUAAGAUCAUCAUCGACAGCACUUUUGACUUCAGCCAAGUGCGGGAAGCUUUUGAGAGGCUCAACACGGGACGCGUGAAGGGCAAGGUGAUCGUCAGAGUUUCUCCAUAG
Messenger RNA from Pestalotiopsis fici W106-1, 1008 nucleotides. RefSeq lists its product as uncharacterized. Gene Ontology annotation, molecular function: oxidoreductase activity. Bases 1 to 1008 code for a protein of 335 amino acids. The transcript has a single exon. The record is from RefSeq and is a predicted model, not a curated record. Lineage: Eukaryota; Fungi; Ascomycota; Sordariomycetes; Amphisphaeriales; Sporocadaceae.